Messenger RNA from Aspergillus fischeri NRRL 181, 2328 nucleotides. Its product is annotated as MDR family MFS transporter. The transcript has 5 exons. The coding region runs from base 1 to 2328 and encodes 775 amino acids. Gene Ontology annotation, biological process: transmembrane transport. The record is from RefSeq and is a predicted model, not a curated record. NCBI's taxonomy places the organism in Eukaryota, Fungi, Ascomycota, Eurotiomycetes, Eurotiales, Aspergillaceae. Gene Ontology annotation, molecular function: transmembrane transporter activity.
AUGGCAUUUCAAACAAUCACCAUCACUUAUACCGACGGCAAAUAUCUCUCCCUAGUAGACGCAGCCUCGCGUACCCCACUCUACCAUGUCAAGGUUUGCCGUCAAGUGCCGCAGAUGGAAAUGAUUCGUCUGAGUCCUGCCCCAAGCGACGACACCAACCAAGCGUUUCCCCAGGAUGAGAACGCCUACUUUCAACGCCGGGUCUACACGGCAAAGUUCAAGAUGACAAGCCUCAACGUCCAACUUCAGAUCCGCGAGCACCGGGAUGUCUUGCUCAGCAGGAAAAGCAUCCUUUCCACGAGUUACUCAUUCACGUCUCCAGCAAUGUCUGCCACAAAUACCAUGAGCUCCUCGUCGUGGCCGGUCCUCACAUGGGAACCGGACCAGACGGGGAACAUGGGUGACUUUCGACUCGUCAACGAGGCAGAGAACGCGUCAGAUAGAAGGGUAAUGGUUCGUUUCCGGAACAAAGCGUUUUCCAAUGAGCAAGUGGGCACAUUUGAAGUAGACGCUGGAGUCGAUCAACUGGUCAAAGACGAAGCCGUGAUUUCCGGGCUGGCCAUGCUGUCAAUGGUGCAGAGCAUCAAUCUUGCCGACUCUCGCGUGCCAGGCGAUUUACAUGUCGACAAACACGACGACCUGGGCCCUGUCGACGUAGAUCUGUCCAGCAUAAGAGUCAAGGUGAAGGUCAAUAUGGAGAUGAUGGAGAUGAUGGACUCUACGGCAAUGCCGCGCCGUAGCAAGCUCAAGGUCUUCGCCAUCAUGGUGGCCCUUUCGCUCUCGAUGUUUGUCGCUGCUCUCGACCAGACGAUCAUGGCCACGGCGAUCCCAACAAUUGCUGCUAAGCUGCACUCGGCCGCGGGAUAUACCUGGAUUGGCGGUGCUUACCUUCUGGCCAACGCCGCUGGUGCUUGCAUCUGGGCCAAGCUCUCGGAUAUCUGGGGACGCAAGCCCAUCUUGCUCUUGGCCGUGGCUUGGUUCUUUGGUAGUUCGAUCAUUUGUGCUACAGCGGUGGAUAUGCCCAUGUUAAUCGCAGGACGGGCACUGCAAGGUGUUGCUGGAGGUGGCCUGCUUCAAUUGGUCACUAUUGUGAUUUCGGAUUUGUUCAGUGUCAGACACCGGAGUCUCUACCUCGGGUUGAUGGAGUUCAUGUGGGCGCUGGCCGGAGGAAUCGGUCCCCUUCUUGGUGGUGCGUUUUCCCAAUAUGUCUCCUGGAGAUGGAGUUAUUGGGUGAAUCUUCCUGUCUGCGGCCUUGCCUUUGUGCUGCUCUUACUAUUUCUCGACGUGCACAAUCCUAAGACGAAGAUGAUGGAUGGAGUCAGGGCUAUUGAUUGGUUUGGGAGUCUCUCGAUCCUCGGCCUGACGCUGAUGCUCCUCCUCGGCUUGGACUUUGGUGGUGAAACCUUCCCAUGGGAUUCGCCCAAGGUCAUUUGUCUGAUUGUUUUCGGAUCACUCUGUUCGUUGCUGUUCAUCUACAGCGAGAAGCGGUUGGCAAAGUACCCACUGAUGCCAAUGGGUCUCUUCGGCCAGCCCUCCAACGUUGCAACACUGGCAGUCGCAUUCGCCCAUGGCUUCGUUUUCAUCGCUGGCGAAUACUACGUCCCGCUAUACCUGCAAUCCGUCAAGGAAGCCUCGCCCAUGCGCUCUGGUGUCCUCGUCCUGCCCCUGGUUCUCUCCGAAGCUUUCGCUGGCAUCAUCACCGGAGCCAUCAUCCACCGCACCGGCCGCUAUCGCGAACUGAUCUGGCUGGGAAUGACAUUAUUGACCAUCGGCAAUGGACUCUACAUCCAUUUGGAUGCAUACUCAUCCUUGGGGCAAAUAGUCGGAUACCAAAUCCUCAGCGGCAUCGGCGCAGGAUUCCUCUUUGAGCCUCCCAUCAUCGCGAUCCAGGCGAUGGUCUCCCAGGACGAAACCGCCACUGCAACAGCUACCGUCGGCUUCAUCCGUAACCUGGCAACAUCGGCGUCCAUCGUCAUCGGCGGCGUGGUGUUUCAGAACUCGAUGAGCCGGAUGAGACCCACCUUGCUUGCUGCCGGGAUGUCAGAAACAUUAACGGAACAGAUGUCUGGAGACUCCGCAGCUGCGAAUAUUGAAAUCAUCAAGACCAUCCAGGAUGCAACUCAGCUGCUUGCUGUCAAGGAGGCAUUUGCUAGGAGUUUGAGGAACAUGUGGAUCUUGUAUACGUGCAUGUCUGCUCUAGGGAUUGUUGCGGGUGUGUUUAUUCUCAAGACCCGGCUGAACAAGGAGCAUGUGGAAACGAGGACGGGGCUGAGAUCGGAGAAAUCGGAAGCUGCAACUGUGCUUGAAAGACCUGCGGAUGAAUGUUGA